AUGAUGCAUCGGCAGCAGAGCACCCAGUCAUCAUCCAACGACGAAUUCGCGAUGUAUCCAUCGGCCGCCUAUCAUUCCUCGUGUUCGACGCUACUCACGUCGACGUCGUCGUCGUCGAGGUCGUCGUCCGCGAGGUCGUCGUGUCCGUUACUGAUGUCCGUCCUCACGUGGUCGCUGACGUUACUGUUGAUCUCGUCCUGCAUCGGCCUGGGCGCGGACGCCGCCAGCCUUAGCGGCCAUCCUCUGGGCAAAAGGUCGUUCUUCGACAUCCAGUGUAAGGGCGUGUACGACAAGAGCAUCUUCGCCCGUCUGGACCGCAUCUGCGAAGACUGCUACAACCUCUUCCGGGAACCGCAAUUGCACAUGCUUUGCAAGAAGGAAUGUUUCACCACGGACUACUUCAAAGGAUGCUUAGACGUUCUGCUGCUAACGGACGAGGUCGGAAAGAUCCAAAUGUGGAUCAAGCAACUCCACGGAGCUGAUCCUGGGGUUUAG
This is a messenger RNA of Cyphomyrmex costatus, 495 nucleotides long. RefSeq names its product ion transport peptide (gene ITP). The transcript has 2 exons. Lineage: Eukaryota; Metazoa; Arthropoda; Insecta; Hymenoptera; Formicidae. Gene Ontology annotation, molecular function: neuropeptide hormone activity. Gene Ontology annotation, biological process: circadian rhythm. The record is from RefSeq and is a predicted model, not a curated record. Gene Ontology annotation, cellular component: extracellular region. The coding region runs from base 1 to 495 and encodes 164 amino acids.